CUGAGAGCAACAUGCAGAUUAACCCCCGCGGCCACCAACACAGGACACCUCCACUGUUGUAGUGAUGCAUUCUCACCACACCACCUCUGGGACGUUCAGCUGUGAGUGAACAAGGAUUAACGACCAUGAGCGCCAACACUGUUUUCAGGUCGGACACAGACUCUGAGCACAAUGGCGAGCUGGCCGACUUGGUGGCAGCCAUUAAUGUGACCGCCAACCGCAUAACUCCGCCUAACGGCUACAGGUCCAGUAAUCCGAGGGCCAUGAAACUCUCAGACAGGAAGCUGUCACUGCAGGAGAGGGGAAGCCGCAUGGCCCGACAGCCCACCAUCGAGACCAAACGUGUGUCCAUCACGGAUGCUGAUGAUUGUGUCCAGCUCAACCAGUAUAAGUUGAAGAAAGAGAUUGGAAAGGGUUCAUACGGAGUGGUAAAAUUAGCUUAUAAUGAAGAUUCUGAGCGGUACUACGCAAUGAAAGUUGUGUCAAAGAAGAGACUGAUGAGGCAGUGUGGAUUUUUGCGCCGCGUGCCUCCUCAAGGAUCAAACUCUGUGUUUCCUCUGGAAAAAGUGUACAAGGAGAUCGCCAUCCUGAAGAAACUGCACCAUCAUAAUGUUGUAAAACUAGUGGAGGUGCUUGAUGAUCCUGAUGAAGAUGGACUUCACAUGGCUUUCGAAUUGAUGACAAAAGGCCCGGUGAUGGAGGUGCCUACAGAUGACCCUUUCACAGAGGAGCAGGCUCGCUUUUACUUCAUAGACGUUGUCUUGGGAAUAGAGUACUUGCACUACCACAAGAUCAUCCACAGGGACAUCAAACCCUCCAACCUGCUGCUGGGGGACGACGGUCACGUCAAGAUCGCAGACUUUGGUGUGAGCAACGAGUUUGAGGGGUCGGACGCCCUCCUGUCGACCACAGCGGGGACGCCAGCCUUCAUGGCCCCUGAGAUGAUGACUGAACACGAGCAGAGCUUCAGCGGGAAGGCAUUAGACGUGUGGGCGAUGGGAGUCACACUCUACUGUUUUGUCUUUGGGAAGUGUCCUUUUUAUGAUGAAUACAUCGUCUCUCUGCACAACAAGAUCAAGAACAAGCAUGUGGAGUUUCCAGAAAUACCAUCGAUAAGUAAUGAACUGAAGGACCUAAUUGAAAGAAUGCUGGAUAAAAACCCCGAAACAAGAAUCACCAUCCCUGAAAUUAAGCUUCAUGCGUGGGUGACAGAGAACGGCUCCAAUCCUCUUCCUCUGGAGGAGGAGCACUGCACAGCGGUGGAGGUCACUGAGGAGGAGGUGCAGAACAGCGUUAAACUCAUCCCCAGCCUUUCGACUGUGAUUCUGGUGAAGUCUAUGCUGAGGAAGCGGUCUUUUGGUAAUCCCUUUGAGUGUCAGGGCAGACGUGCAGAGAGGUCCAUGUCUGCCCCCGGAGGUCUUCUUACUGGCUCUUGGGGCUUAUUGGGGUCAUCGCCUCAGCUUCAUCCUUCCUUGAGGAAAAUCAGCAACGAGGGGAGCAGAGAGGGAGAGCUGGAGAACUUGUACGAAGAUGAUACAUUUAUAGAAAGUACAGAUUAAAUGAACAUGCACAGAUUACAUAAGAGGACACU
Messenger RNA from Epinephelus moara (kelp grouper), 1591 nucleotides. RefSeq names its product calcium/calmodulin-dependent protein kinase kinase 1, alpha b (gene camkk1b). The record is from RefSeq and is a predicted model, not a curated record. The transcript is spliced from 17 exons. Bases 126 to 1559 code for a protein of 477 amino acids. Gene Ontology annotation, biological process: activation of protein kinase activity; CAMKK-AMPK signaling cascade; protein phosphorylation. NCBI's taxonomy places the organism in Eukaryota, Metazoa, Chordata, Actinopteri, Perciformes, Serranidae. Gene Ontology annotation, molecular function: ATP binding; protein kinase activity.